Messenger RNA from Misgurnus anguillicaudatus (oriental weatherfish), 1469 nucleotides. RefSeq lists its product as uncharacterized. Lineage: Eukaryota; Metazoa; Chordata; Actinopteri; Cypriniformes; Cobitidae. The record is from RefSeq and is a predicted model, not a curated record.
UGUUUGGCUCUUUUAGGUCGCCGUACAGUCACGGAAAGUCGUGUCAGUGUUGCCAGGGCAACUUUCAUCAACUGAACAAUACCGUAGCAUCGUGCUAACUGCAGUAAACAUUGUGUUUAAAUCCGUUAAAGAAAGUUUGCUGAGAUAACUAAAACCCCUAGUCAAUUACAUUGGGAAUGCAGGGACGUUAUAAUGGCUGUUCCUGUAUGGGCUCUGUCCCUCCCUCUCCCUGCCAUCAUCAUGAUCUCUGUUGGGAUUUAUAUGAUUUUCCUUGCGGGUGUGUUGUGGUGUCAUCACUGUCUCAAGGCCAAGUGUGAUCCUCAGUGUUCAGAUUGCUGUACAAGUUUCUCUCCUUGCGAGUACUGUUUAGUGUGUGCCCAGUCUUGUGACUGUCGUCCACCCUCCCUGCGCUCCUGUCUUGACUACUCCUGCCCCUCCCCUAAUUGUGCGAUGUGGGAUUGUGCCUGUACCUGUCAACCUCCAGAGUGUGACUCCAUCAACUGCUUCUGCUUUGAGAUCAGGUUUAAGUAGGAGGAUGAAGAAAGGCUGUCCUGACUUUAAGAGAUGCCUCAGAAACUCAAAGUGCUAAAGUGACACUUGCUUGCCUUGGCAGAGGGAAAGGAGAGCUUUACUCCGAAACUUUACUCUGAAACACCAUCUACUGUUUAAUAGCUAGUCUUACUGCAAUGCCAUAUUGGAAAGUCAUAUUUUAACUUCUGCAACAACUCUUGAAGUUUACAAGAAAUACAGAAGAAUUACAGAAAGCCAUAAGAUGGAGAAGCAUGGCUUUAAGCAGUAGCAUAAUUUUAUUGAUUUAGGUAUGAUGCUUGCAAAUCAACCAGCGUACCUUUCUGGGUCAACAUAUUUACAAUGUCAAUGCAUCAGUUUUGCCAAGGUUAAGCAGUUCACCCCCAAAGUUCAUUUUGUCAAUAUUUGCUCAUUUUUUGACUAAACAUCUAUGGUGCUCUUUUUCCAUACAGGGAAAUUAGAUGGGGACCAUUUAAUUUUGGGUGAAAGAUCCCUUAAUUCUAGCUAUCUCUUAAAAAAGAUGGUAAAUAGGGUAGAUGGUAAAUUUGACAUCUUACACAUAGCUUAACAGAUGCAGAUACUACUUUUUAGUGUAAAUUACACUUGUAAUAUGACUUUCCUAUAACACAUAAACUUUACAAGUUACAUAACGCUUUACAAUCUAGUUUACUAAUCUGUUGUUUACAGGACGUCAUCUUGGUUAUGAAAUAAAAAAUGUAUACAAUGUUUUACGGUUGUGUGUGGUAUGUGGAAAGAUUUUGCUUAGUAGGUGACAGCCAGAAUACAAUGGCUUUCAUAGUAUAUAUGCUUUUGAUUCUGUUACAUUGAUGGUCUCUUUUGCCCUUUUACCCAUUGUAUAAUUUUAAAAACAAAUUGUUAUAUGUUUUAUUUUUAUAAAUGCAUGUUUUUUAUGAAAAAUGAAUUAAAGAUUUUUUUCACAA